Messenger RNA from Glycine soja, 621 nucleotides. RefSeq lists its product as uncharacterized. The transcript has a single exon. The coding region runs from base 1 to 621 and encodes 206 amino acids. Lineage: Eukaryota; Viridiplantae; Streptophyta; Magnoliopsida; Fabales; Fabaceae. The record is from RefSeq and is a predicted model, not a curated record.
AUGGUUGCAGUAUCUUGCUCAAUUCCUGCAAAUCUACCAGUUCUCACAGGAAAGAACUAUGAAAAUUGGAAGAUUCAGAUCAGGGUGGUGAUGCGAUUCCAAGGGGUUUGGGAGUUCGUAGAAGAAGGUUAUAUACCUGUGGGAGAGAGAGCAACAGAGGAACAAAACGCUGCUGAUAGAGAAAAAGAAAAGAAAGAUUGCAAGGCACUUUUCAUUUUGCACCAAAGUGUAGAUGCUGCUAACUUUGAAAAGAUAGCAAUGGCUCAAACCUCCAAAGAAGCAUGGGACAUUCUGCAGAAAUCUCAUGAUGGAGCCACAAAAACUAAGAAGAUCAAGCUGCAAACUCUGAGGAGACAAUAUGAACUACUACAAAUGGAAAAGAAUGAAUCAGUUGCUGAGUACAUCACAAAAGUGCAGACAGUGGUGAAUUCAAUGAAGGGCUAUGGAGAAAAGAUAAUUGUGCAAUCAGUUGUAGAGAAAGUGCUGAGAACCAUGCCACCCAAGUUUGACCAUAUUGUGGUAGCCAUCGAGGAAUCCAAAAAUCUUGAAGAGCUUAGCCUAGAGGAAUUGCAGGGAUCUUUGGAAUCUCAUGAACAGAGAAUGAAUGAAAGGAUAAAUUAG